Darwinula stevensoni is the source of this 1233-nucleotide messenger RNA. The record is from the annotation of a GenBank genome assembly. Lineage: Eukaryota; Metazoa; Arthropoda; Ostracoda; Podocopida; Darwinulidae.
AUGAAUAUGGAGGGCGGAGCAUUGACGUUCGUCUUCCUGGUGCUGUCGCGCCUCCUAGGACGCUCGGCUUCUCAGGAAUGCCAUGGAGUCCUCACCGAUCCGGUUGGGGAGAUCCAUUCCCCCGGGUAUCCUGGUUCCUAUCCCCCAAACGUCGAUUGCCAAUGGGUCAUUCAAGCUCUAGCGACCCAGAAAAUCCUCCUGUCUUUCAACUAUUUCAACUUGGAGGAGCACGCGGAUUGCCUCUCGGGCGACUACCUUUACGUGUCGGACCCCGAGGGCGACUCCCACAUUUUCUGCGGGUCGGAGGACCCUGGCACCAUCGAGUCGGUGGGGAACACGCUCUACGUCCAUUUCAUCUCGGACGAAGACGACGAGAGCGGGUUCGGGUUCAGUGCGACCUACAUGGCGAUGACGAUGUGCGAGGGGGGCUGGGAGGGAUUCGGGUCGCACUGCUACUUCUUCUCGGAGGAGGAAAUGGCCUUCGACGAGGCGAGGACGGACUGCGAGGCCAGGAACGGGCAACUGACGAGCAUUCACUCCAGGGAGGAGCAGUUGUUCAUUCAGGAACUUGCGAAGACUGGCACCGUUUGGAUCGGCGCCACGAACACGGGGCUGCUCGGGGAAGAUGACGAUCCCUUCGGCUUCGAGUUUUUGGAUGGAACGCCCAGUGAUUACCACAACGUUUGGCAGUGGGUGACGGACCGUCCGCUGAGCAGCUGCUCGUCCGGGUGCGGGACCGCCAUGGUCCCGGAUCGGUGGACGAACCUGGACUGCACCGAACACAGACCCGUGAUCUGCGAGUCCGUUCAGUCCCACGGGGACGACUGGUACUGCUUCGACGACCCCGUCUGCUUCCACGUCUCGACCCGGUCGUUCGACUUCGACGCGGGCAGGUCCUACUGCCUGGACUUCUGGGGAGCCGACAUCCUCUCCAUCGGAGCCACGGAACGGCACCAGGCGAUCCUGGCCCUCUGCUUCGAGCACGACGACCGCUUCCCGCAUCCCCUGCCGAAGUGGAGCGAGUUCUGGGUCGGAAUGAGGCAGGACGCGACCGGGGACUGGAGCUGGGCCGACGGGUCUCCCGUCGACGUGGACCGCUGGGACGAGGGGAGUCCGGUCGCGGGGGGCGGCGACUGCGCCGUCACGGUGACAUCCUCGUGGGAUGAUCUCCAGGGGAGUUAUCCCGCGUCGUAUGUCUGCAAGAUGUCGCCCCGAGGGAGUUUCAACGUUUAA